Penicillium salamii is the source of this 1758-nucleotide messenger RNA. The record is from the annotation of a GenBank genome assembly. NCBI's taxonomy places the organism in Eukaryota, Fungi, Ascomycota, Eurotiomycetes, Eurotiales, Aspergillaceae.
AUGAGUUCCCGCAAGCUGGUUCCGUUGCCAACGGCUUUGGCCUCAACUAUCUCAAAUGCUCGUCUGGGGGCCGGUGCCUCACUGCGAGAGAGGGAUCCCGAAACGUUCAUUGCGCUCACUAUGAAUUGCAUGGAUGCUCAUACCCAGGCAACGAAGGCGAUGAUAGAAGAGCUUCAACAGCGUAUGGACUCUGGCGAGAAGUUUGACUGGGAGACUGAAUAUGAUAAUAUCAAGAGUCGUCUUUCCAAAUACUGUGAAUCGCUGGUGGAGGAAGCCGAGAUGAGUUUGGCACCUGAUGAGCUUGACUGUCCUGUGAAGUCUUCAGUGGAUUUGGUGCGUCACCUCAAGGACAAGAGUUCGAUCAACUCUCUCCAGAUCUGCACCUCCCUUUCGACUACCUCGCCCACUGUUUCCAGCCAUUCAGGUGGUUCAAAGAUAUCCCCAGCACUCAGCAUGCCUGAUUCAUUUGGCGAAGGUUACCUGCUUGCAUCUAGCAGACAGCGACUGCGUCUUUUUGCUGUCAGCAGCGAGGAUUGGAUUAAAUAUGUGUCUGAGCCUCUUUCCGUGGAUGAAUUCGAGGUCAUGCUUCCUGAAGGCUUGACUCAAGUGGAUGAGUCUAUCCACCUCGGUGUGGUGAUGGGUAUCCUGACCAAGCUGUACACCAUGGCAAAGCUGAUGCAGACCAUCCUGAUCAGUUAUGGGCUCGAGACUGAUAGCUCUCGUCUCGGAUUGAUGCACUGGACCAAGCAAUGUGAAGACAACGCAAAGUCCACAGACCUGAAGACACUGAUCAAGAUUGUGGAAAAUUUGUUCUAUUCCCUUUAUGCACGGGUGGUGAUCGAACUGGCCAGUGUCGAGCUGUGCGUUGGCUUUCGACCCAACCCUCGUUCCUUGGCGAGUCACCGUCCAUUCCUCCACCCCGAGCCAGCCCAUCUCUAUCGGAUAAUCAUCGCGUUCAAAGAUGCGCUGGACGCGCCCAACAUCUGUGCCAAUUUCCGCAAGGAUACCGCACUACACUUCCAGCAAGAUUACAUCACCCAAAUCGCGGACAAGAUCAAGACCUCGGCUGGUGUACCCCGGGAUUCAGCUGAAUACCGUCUUUAUGCGGAGGGCAUUGUGGGAAACAGGAAUGGACCUUAUUGUACGAAGUGGAAGACCUUGGUUACAUUCUUCAACGUGAUCCCAGUCCGGGUAAUGGUACUUCUGUCUGAGCAUUACCUCGCCGUGGCGCCGGUGAGUGUCAUGCCAGAUGACGUUCCGUUUGACGAGCUGCCCUUCAUCAACCCCGACCAGAUCGAGGAGAAGCAACGGGAUGCUGAAACCAAGAAAGAUCACCAUACGGCAACUUUGGCCAUGCUGGAAGGGACCACCAUUGGAGACGAGCGCAUGAAGGAUCCCAAGUUCCGUAUCUACUACCUGGCUAAGCAGCGAAAGUGCGUCUGCUCCGGACUGUGUCGCUGUGCCGUUGAGUGUACCCAGAAGGUCGUUCGCUGCUGCCCCUGUGCCGAACGCCAAGUGCGCGUCAUGAAAACGAAGCGCGAUCUCCGUUCCACGUCCUCUGAUCUUAUCUUUGAGACCACUGCAGGCACAAUGGCUCGCAUGUGCUUUUAUGGUCUUGCAUCUCUGCGGUGCGGUGUGACCGACCGCCAGAUUUCGACAGAGCUGCAGCGGGCUUUCGACUUGAUGGACGGAUUGAUCACCAAUGAGCGUGGCAAGGACAAGAACCCGCGCCGCGAGAACUCCAAGCGGAUCUCUUAG